UUCAAGUCAGAUUUCUCACAGGAACAGACACUUCACUAGAAGCAGAGGCACAUCGCAGUUGGCCAGUGCAGAAGGAAUAUUUUCACAAAAAAAUUUAGCCACGGAUUUAGUUAAAACAAACAGUGGAUAUUAAAUACAUUUUUUUUCCUUUUUUUUUUUUUUUUUGGAGGAGAUAGAAAAUGUCCAGAGUCGCCAGCCUGUCCAAACUGCGGCAGGAGAGGAUGAAGGAGAUCAACUUGAGGAAUAAAGAGCGAGAGCGCAUGAGGGAGCGAGAGAAGGCAGCCCGGGAGAGGGAGGCCCAUUACAACAACGGUCACCUCUUCACCUCCCUCACAGUUUCGGGAACCACGCUGUGCUCUGCCUGCAACAAGAGCAUCACGGCCAAGGAGGCGCUCUGCUGUCCCACAUGCAAUGUGACCAUCCACAACCGCUGCAGAGACGCUUUGCCCAACUGUGCCAAAGUCAAACAGCGACAGCAGAAGACAGCGCUAAUGCGCAACAGCUCGUUGCAGAAUGUGAACAUGCGCACAAAUCCAAUCAUGCGUGAGCGUCCCACGUCGGCCAUCUACCCUUCCGAAAGCCUCCGCCAUUCCCUUCUCGGAUCUCGUCGAGGGCGUUCUGGCCUCUCACUGUCCAAAAGUGUCUCCACGAACAACAUUGCAGGGAACCUGACCGACGACUCUCCUCUGGGCCUGCGGCGGAUCUUGUCCCAGUCUACGGACUCCCUCAGCUUCAGGAACAGAGCCAUGUCGAUGGAGUCCCUCAACGACGACGGCGACUACUACUACACUUCCAUCCUGGAGGAGAUGGAGCUGGAAAGCGAGGACUUCAAGGCCGACUCGUGGAGCAUGGCCGUCAACACAGAUUAUUUACACGCACAUAGCAAAAAUGUCAUCAAGAGGCAGGAUGUCAUUUAUGAGUUAAUCCAGACUGAGGUGCACCACAUGCGCACGCUGCGCAUCAUGCAAAGGGUGUUCCGGCAGGGCCUGCUGGAGGAGCUGCAGCUGGACCCGAGCACCGUGCACGCCUUGUUCCCCUGCCUGGAUCAGCUGAUCGGCAUCCACUCUCACUUCCUGUUGCAGUUGCUGCUGCGCCGCAACGCCAGCCUGCAGCCUGACUCCGACUGCAACUUCACCAUACACCGCCUGGGUGACAUACUGCUGGAGCAGUUCUCCGGCCAGAGUGCUGACGACAUGCAGAAGACCUACGCAGAGUUCUGCAGUCGCCACAUAAAGGCGGUCAAGUUGUACAAGUCACUAAUGGCCAGGGACAAGCGGUUUCAGUGCUUCAUUCGACGUGUGAGUCGAGGACCCUGGCUGCGUUGCCAUGGUAUCCAGGAAUGCAUUUUGUUGGUGACUCAGCGCAUAUCCAAGUACCCCGUCCUCAUUCAGCGUAUUCUGGAGAAUACCGUCGAAGAUGAAGUAGAAGCAUCCUCCAUAGCCCAAGCUCUAUCCAUGGUCAGAGAUCUUCUCAACUCAAUAGAUCAACAGAUGGAGGAGCUGGAGAAGACACAGCGAAUGCAGGAGAUCCAGGCCAAACUGGACCAGCGGUCCGAGACCCGGGUUAGGGACGGCGGACUUUUCAGGCCUGUCGAGCUGCUCCGCCGCAAACUCGUCUACGAGGGAACACUAAUGUGGAAAACUCCCGGAUCCCGACUCAAAGAUUUGCACGUCUUACUGAUGGCGGACAUCCUGGUGUUUCUUCAGGAGAAAGACCAGAGGUACAUCUUUCCAUGCCUGGACAAGCCCCCCGUGCUGUCCUUGCAGAACGUCAUCGUGAGGGACAUAGCCAACCAGGAGCGCGGCAUGUUCCUCAUCAGCGAUUGCUCGCCACCGGAGAUGUACGAGGUGCACGCCGCCUCCAGGGAGGACAAGAACAUGUGGAUACGGCACAUCCAGCGCACAGUCAACAAGUGUCCAUCUCGUGAGGAGUUCCCCCUCAUAGAGACGGAGCACAAAGCCCAUCUGAGGAGACUCAAAGCGGAUCUCCAGCAGAAGGACCGGGAAAUACUGGAGCUCCUGCAGGAGAGGGUGACCCUGUUCUGCGAGCUGGCCCAGGUGAGUUGCCAGGAUGACCUGGAGCCUCCCGUCACGCGCUACCUGUUCAGGGCGGACACCCCGCAAGCUCCACGGGCGGAGAAGUUUCUGCUAGAUGCCACGGCCGAGGUGGACCGACUCAGCGAACUUCUGCUGGGCUCCAGCGUCGACGUUCCUCUCCUGUGCCAUCAUAACAACUUGGACAUCACAAAUGCCAGUGAUCAUGUUCUUCUCAUCAAUGGAGCUAAUGAGUUGCCAGCCACAAAGGAGGUCUGUCAGAGGCUGAUGAAUCUCAGCGUUUGUCUUCAUGCACUCCAGGCUGCUGUCAUCAAACAAGACUCCAUCCUGGAGCUGCUGCUGCAGCAGGAGGACCCGGCAUCGCCGGUGUCGGCGGGAUCCUGGCGGCAAAACCGCGAGGCCGCCAGCGGCGCCACCAUCGGUGAGCUGGCCCUGCUGCAGAGGCAGCACAGCCUGCUGCAGGAGGAGCUGCUGAGGCUGCGCAACGCUGAGACUCGCUUCAAGGACAGCGAGAAGGCUCGGGCCAAGCUGGAGAAGCAGGUCCGACACAUGAAGGGCUGCGGCGAGGCCGUGUCCUCGUACGAGCACUGCGAUACAGCCUCUCAACCUGGAAAGGAAGGCCUGAGUGCAAGUUCCGAGUGGGACAACGGGGCACGCCAAUCAAACGCUCCUCGGGGAGGCAGCGACGAGGAGGUCAACAUGACGUCUGAUGAUGAUGUGGAAGAAGAGGAAGAGGAGGAGGAGGCAUCUCAAAGCUCCAGAGACUUCCAAGAAAUUCCAGAGGAGAUCUGAUCUUCCACCAACAAGCUAAGUGACCCGCACACUCCAAUAGAAAAACCAUUAUGCUGCAAUGUACGUAUCUGCGUCUUGAAUGAAUUAUUACUUAAAUUAUUGAGUCGCUUUGCUUUCCUCACUUAAGGGCUUGUGCGUGGAGUCGUUUGCAUGAUUACUUACUGAAUAAAAGGGUGAGGUGUUGUGAACUAAUCUACGAAUUCACACUACUACACAGAUGUGCUGUUCAACAAUAUUAUUUUGUGCUAUUAUCUUGACAUUUUUAACUUAAUCACAUAAAGUCUAAGUCAUUUCAAAGUUUUUAUUACAGUGGUAUCUCAACUUACUAGUUUUUCCAGCCAAGGCUCACUAGCGUUAUGCUAACACACAAAGCAAAAUGUCAUAUAUGGGCUAAUGAAACUAGCAUCAAUAUUGUGGUGUUAAAACCCUUUAAGCAAUGGACGUUUAAGCACAAAUAUACAUCAACACAUGUCGACAGAUAGUACAACAAUGCUCAUAGUCAUAUUCCGUAUAUAUGAAAACGGCAUCAAUUCAGAAGCAUGCGUGUUUUCAGUGUCAUAGACUCCAGCAUAUGUAUUCUUUAAAACUCUUUGACAAGUUUCUGACUGUAAAAAGAGCUCUUGUUGCACUUUCCAAUUUGUUACAAGUUGCCAGGUGACCUUUCUGUAUACAAGAUAAUUAUUAUAUUAUGACGUUAAGAUGAUACUGUAUAACAUGAAAGGCGAUGCUCACAUAUAUUGUAAACACAGAAGAACGAAUCUAUUGUCAUAUUAAUACGAAAUGUAUUGUCUCCUCAUCAAUAAACCUUUCAUACCACCAAA
Syngnathus acus (greater pipefish) is the source of this 3667-nucleotide messenger RNA. It is a transcript of the gene arhgef2a, whose product is annotated as Rho guanine nucleotide exchange factor (GEF) 1a. NCBI's taxonomy places the organism in Eukaryota, Metazoa, Chordata, Actinopteri, Syngnathiformes, Syngnathidae. Gene Ontology annotation, cellular component: cytoskeleton; ruffle membrane. The record is from RefSeq and is a predicted model, not a curated record. Gene Ontology annotation, molecular function: guanyl-nucleotide exchange factor activity; microtubule binding. Bases 180 to 2846 code for a protein of 888 amino acids. The transcript is spliced from 22 exons. Gene Ontology annotation, biological process: actin filament organization; cell morphogenesis; positive regulation of neuron differentiation.